Molecule: messenger RNA, 6788 nt
Organism: Fundulus heteroclitus (mummichog)
Lineage: Eukaryota; Metazoa; Chordata; Actinopteri; Cyprinodontiformes; Fundulidae
Gene: cftr
Product: CF transmembrane conductance regulator
Exons: 28
Coding region: 250-4686 (1478 amino acids)
Biological process (GO): chloride transmembrane transport; bicarbonate transport
Cellular component (GO): apical plasma membrane; plasma membrane; cytosol
Molecular function (GO): ATP binding; ATP hydrolysis activity; chloride channel activity
Source: RefSeq, a predicted model, not a curated record
AAAGAUGGACUGUCCUUUUAUUGUCCCGCCGGUUCAACUGGGGGAAAGAGACGGACUUUAGGAGCGGACAGAGCAGAGGCACCUUCAGGGAAAUAAGAUCGUCAACUUUUUAAGGAUUGUGGAGGACAUUUAUCGUCCCAUCGUGUCUGACUUUCCUCGGGAGCUGCGCGGGGUGGGGGACGCACACCAAUGUGAUCGGGGCUCAGAGACCCUCAGGUGCAGAGAAACAAAGCUGGCGCUGCUCUUAGGAUGCAGAAGUCACCGGUGGAAGAUGCGAACUUCCUCUCCAGAUUUGUCUUUUGGUGGAUUACACCACUGUUGAGGAAAGGUUUCACUAAAAAGUUAGAGCUGACCGACGUGUACAAGGCUCCUUCUUUUGACCUGGCAGACACCCUCUCCGAGAGACUCGAAAGGGAAUGGGACAAAGAGGUGGUGUUAGCCAAAGGCAGGCCCAAGCUCCUGAAAGCACUGGCCCGAUGCUUCUUCCUCCCGUUUGCCUUCUUCGGUGUCCUCCUCUACCUCGGGGAGGCGUCCAAGACUGUGCAGCCUCAGCUUUCAGGUCGCAUCAUUGCUUCCUUCGACCCCUUCCAUGCUGCGGAGCGAAGUCAGGGAUACUAUUUGGCCCUGGGGCUCGGCCUCCUGUUCACCGCUCGCUUCAUCCUGCUGCAGCCCGCUAUCUAUGGCCUGCAUCACCUUGGCAUGCAGAUUCGCAUUGCUCUUUUCAGCCUUAUAUAUAAAAAGACACUUAAGUUGUCCAGUAAGGUUUUGGACAAGAUCAGCACCGGGCAGCUCGUCAGUCUGAUGUCUGCCCACCUCAACAAGCUGGAUGAGAGCCUGGGUCUAGCGCACUUUGUGUGGAUCACACCUCUGCAGUGUAUAUUGUGUACUGGUUUGAUCUGGGAGCUGAUUGAGGUGAACGGCUUCUGUGCCCUGGCAUCUCUGACUCUUCUUGGCAUUCUCCAAGCUUGGCUCUCUCUGAAGAUGGGCCCUCCCCGGGCACAGCGUGCUGGGCUGAUAAACCGACGUCUGGCUCUUACUUCUGAGAUUGUGGAGAACAUUCACUCUGUGAAGGCGUAUGGCUGGGAGGAAGUGAUGGAAACUAUUAUCAAAAACAUUAGACAGGAUGAAAUGACUCUCACCAGGAAGAUCGGCUCUCUGCGUAACGGCAUUAUAUUGCGGCGAAUCUUCACCACGGCGUCAUACUGCGUAGUGUUACGUAUGACGCUCACCCGCCAGCUGCCAGGCUCCAUCCAGAUGUGGUACGACACGUUGGCAUUGGUCACAAAGAUCGAGGAUUUCCUGCUGAAGGAAGAAUACAAAGUAAUGGAUUAUAGCCUGACCACAGUUGGACUAGAGCUAAUCAAUGUUUCAUCAUCCUGGGAUGAGGGGAUUGUUGAGCUCUUUGAGAAGAUCAAGCGGGAAAACAAAGCCAAUGGACAACUUACCGGUGAUGACGGACUGUUCUUCACUAACUUGUACGUCACCCCUGUCCUCAAAAACAUCAACCUACGCUUAGAGGAAGGCAUGAUGCUGGCAGUGGCUGGAUCUACCGGAUCAGGAAAGAGUUCCCUGCUCAUGAUGAUCCUGGGGGAGUUGGUGCCAUCAGAGGGUAAAAUCAGACACAGUGGUCGGAUUUCGUAUUCACCACAAACUUCUUGGAUAAUGCCAGGGACCAUUCGCGACAACAUCCUUUUCGGACUGACCUAUGACGAAUUUCGCUACACUUCCAUUAUUAGGGCCUGCCAGCUGGAAGAGGAUUUAGACCUGCUGCCUGAGAAGGACAAGACGGCGAUUGCUGAAGGCGGAGUUACCCUCAGUGGGGGUCAAAGAGCAAGGAUCUGCCUCGCCAGGGCCGUAUAUAAGGAUGCAGACCUGUACCUGCUCGACGCACCUUUCACCCACCUGGACAUUGCAACAGAGAAAGAGAUCUUUGACAAAUGUGUCUGUAAACUCAUCGCCUCCAAGACUCGCGUUGUGGUCACCAGCAAGUUGGAGCAUCUCAAACGGGCGGACAGAAUCCUUCUGUUGCACAACGGAGACUGCUACUUCUACGGCACCUUCUCAGAGCUGCAGGCCCAGCGGCCAGACUUUAGCUCCCUCCUGCUUGGGCUUGGAUCUUAUGACAACAUCAGUGCAGAGCGCCGCAGCUCUAUCCUCACAGAAACCCUUCGCAGAGUCUCAGUGGAUGAAACGGCUGGUUUCCGAGGCCACGACCCCAAUCGGCAGUCCUUCCGCCAUGAGCCAUUUCAUAGCCACGCUAUGGGCGAUGGCUACCCUGAAAAACGCAAGCCGUCCCUCAUCCUUAACCCUCUUGCAGCCGCCCGCAAAUUCUCAUUCAUCGGUAACUCCCAGUCGACAAAUAAUUUCCCAUCCUCAGCUAUAGAAGACGGAGGACACGAACUUUCAGAUAGAAGAUUCUCUGUAGUACCUGAGGAUGAUCAGGUGGAAGAGGCGCUUCCUCGGAGCAACCUGUAUCACCAUGUGCUACAGCACCUCAACGGCAGGCGCCAGUCGGUUCUGGCGUUCAUCACCAACGCUCAGGGCCAGGAGCGCAGAGAGCAGAUGCAGUCUUCCUUUAGGAAAAAGCUGUCCAUCACCCCGCAGUGUAACCUGGCAUCCGAGCUGGACAUCUACGCCCGACGCUUGUCCAAGGACAGUGUUUUUGACAUCAGUGAGGAAGUGGAUGAAGAAGACAUGGAAGAAUGCUUUGCAGAUGACCGUGAGGACAUCUUCGAAACUACCUCAUGGAGUACUUAUCUUCGAUAUGUUUCCACCAACAGAAGUUUGAUCUAUGUCUUGAUUUUCAUUUUGAUUGUCUUUGCCAUUGAGGUUGCCGGUUGUGUCAUUGGGAUUUUUCUCAUUACUUCUGAGAUAUGGAGGGAUGGCGCCAACCCUAACUCCCCCAACUACAUCGAUGAGCAGCACCCGAACGCCUCUUCGACUCCUGUCCACCUUGCAGUCAUAGUCACACCAACCAGCACCUACUACAUCAUCUACAUCUUCUUUGCUCACUCAGAUAGCAUACUGGCCCUUGGAGUCUUUAGGGGUCUCCCUUUAGUCCACACGUUGCUCACUGUGUCUAAAAGACUUCACGAACAGAUGCUUAGCUCUGUGCUACGGGCCCCUAUGUCUGUUCUCAACACCAUGAAAACAGGCCGGAUAAUGAACAGAUUCACCAAAGACAUGGCCGUCAUUGAUGACAUGCUACCACUAGUGCUUUUUGACCUCAUACAGUUAACUUUACUCGUCAUCGGAUGCAUCUUCACGGUGUCCAUCAUGAGACCAUACAUCUUCAUAUCUGCAAUCCCGCUGGCUGUGAUCUUUGUGGUCAUGAGGAAGUACUUCUUACGAACCGGACAGCAGCUCAAACAACUAGAGGCUGAAGCCCGUAGUCCCAUCUUCUCUCACCUCAUCAUCUCGCUGAAGGGUUUAUGGACAAUCCGAGCCUUUGGACGUCAGACUUACUUCGAGACGCUCUUCCACAAAGCUCUGAACACCCACACAGCCACCUGGUUCCACUACCUGUCCACGCUGAGAUGGUUCCUGUUCCGCUGCGACGUCAUCUUUGUGCUGUUCUUCACCGCCGCUGCCUUCAUUGCUGUCGGAACCAACCAGGACAGACCAGGCGAGAUCGGCAUCAUUGUGGCCCUAGCCAUGCUGAUCCUGGGCACUUUCCAAUGGGCUAUCAUCACCAGUAUCAAUGUGGACGGUCUGAUGCGUUCGGUGGAUCGGGUGUUCAAAUUCAUCGACUUGGCAUCGGAAGAGACGCUCCAGGGAAAAUCUGGAGGGAAAGGAGGCCCCGACCUGGUCAUCAACAACCUCAGUACUCACAGCUACUGGCCUAACCGGGGCCAGCUGGAAGUGCAGGGCCUGACUGUUAAAUACACGGAGGCUGGGCGCGCCGUGCUCAACGACAUCUCCUUCUCUGUGGAUGGUGGCCAGAGCGUGGGCCUGCUGGGUCGAACAGGUUCUGGGAAGAGCACCCUGCUGUCCGCUCUGCUGGGCCUCAACUACACGGAAGGGGAAAUGUUUAUCGACGGGGUUUCUUCCAGCUCCAUGCCGCUGCAAGCAUGGAGGAAAGCCUUCGGAGUGGUGCCGCAGAAAGUCUUCAUUCUGACUGGAACCUUCCGGAUGAACCUGGACCCGUACGGGCGCUACAGUGACGAUGAGCUGUGGCGGGUGGCCGAGGAGGUUGGCUUGAAGUCUGUCAUCGAGCAGUUCCCAGACAAGCUGGACUUUGAGCUAAAGGACGGAGGCAGUGUGCUGAGCAAUGGGCACAAACAGCUGAUGUGUCUCGCCCGCUCCAUCCUCAGCAAGGCCCGCAUUCUGCUGCUGGACGAGCCGUCCUCCUACCUGGACCCCAUAACACUGCAGGUCCUGAGAAAGACGCUGAAGCAGUCGUUUUCUGGCUGCACCGUCAUCCUAUCAGAACAUAAAGUGGAGCCGCUGCUGGAGUGCCAGUCAUUCCUGAUGAUAGAGAAGAGCUCUGUAAAAAGCUACGACUCCAUUCAGAAGCUCAUGAACGAGAUGAGCCACCUGAAGCAGGCCAUCAGCCCCGCCGACCGGCUCCACCUCUUCCCCACACCCCACCGCCUGAACUCCAUCAAGAGGCCUCAGCCGCAGACCACCAAGAUCUCCUCCCUGCCGGAAGAAGCCGAGGACGAAAUCCAGGACACGCGGCUUUAAGCAGCCAGCUCCACACCAACACACAAAACCAAGACUUUGAUCAAGUGAUCGGAUGAUAAUAAGUCCUCGUUGUCUGAAUUAGCUGUAAAGAGCAAAAGGAUCCUUGGCAUUCAGCUGCUGUAGAAGCGGAUUUGUAUUGAAUCAACUUAAAAGAGAAUUUAGAAGAGCAAAGGCAACAAAACAGAAACAUUUAUUUUUACAUUUUUUAAGUGAAGCUACACAUUUAAAUAGUAUAUUGUUUAAGAGAUAUAAAGACGUUUUUGUUUUACAGAUGACACCCUGCAAAGGAUUCUUCUACCCCUUUAAAAACGAGUUUUCCUGAGAGAAGCGCAGUUCCUUCACUGUGAGAAAUAAAAAUAACCUGAACACCCCGUCUAAAAUAUUAGCAUCUCAAAUUUCUCAGUUAUCUCAGAAUCUCAGUUUUUAAACUCAUUUUCAAUUCAAAAUGGACUGCUAAGCAUUUCUAACUUCGUAUCAAUGCUCCAUCUCCCCCUCAUGAUCAAACCGACUGUGCCUGAACUUAAUGAUUGGUUCUGAUUAUUGCUUUUUUAUCUGGCACUGCAUCCAGCCUAAAUCGGAUCUUUCAGACCUGCUCUGAAGACCUUGAGAGCAAUAAUAUUCAAGGAGAGGCAGCCAGCAUGGUACGAAACACCUGGAAGUAAGGCUAGGAAGCCUUGCAUGAUGUCACGAUCUGUUGUUGAGUAAGAGACAAUCGAUAUGAGUGGAUGUGCAGCAGGAAGGGCUCGUCUGUAAUGAACCAAUCAGAGUUGUGAAAGUGAAGUGUGGGUGGAAAUGCUUCAUGUCAUUCUUUGUAAGUAGCAGGUUUCAAACACACAACUAGAUCAUAGAUUCUCCAACUUCAACUAUAUUUGCCCAGAAAAACCAAGCGUGGUUCGGUCUUUUCUAUUUCUCCCCGUGUGUUGUCUGGAAAAACAUGCAUGACCUAGUGGAGAUCAACUUGAACUUCUUUUAUUUAUUUUAUUUUCUAUCUUUGAUUUCUUCACUAGCUUUACAUUUCCAAAGUGCAGCUAACAAAAAAAAAAAAAAAAAAAAAACAGGAAACAGGACCCUGUUUCAGGUGGGUUUACCUGCAGCCCCGCAGACAGGCAGGAACCGGCUGUUAUCUUCACACCAACUCAGCCGGGAUUCUUCCUGCUUUAUGCAGACCCUCUCAAGAAGACUUCAGGAAUAUUUUUUACGCCGCUAUUUUGUAGUCGUUGUUCUCGCUGGCAGCCAUGCAACCCCAGUGUACACUGAUCAGCCAUAACAUUAUGACCAGACAUAGGUGAAAUGGAAAUACCGCUCAUGUUGCCUUAACGCAAAAAGAUUUGCAUUGAGGAGGGUAAAGCCACAUUCAUCCGACUCAUUUAUGGUGUGUUUAAAUUUUUGAUCACCAUUUAAUACAUUUGGCUCCUGAUAUAUAAGCCACUGACUUCAUAUUUAGCUGCUUCUUCUGGUAUAUUUUUUUUUCCUGCUUCAGGUUUUUCCAACUCUAGCUCAUCUGCCCCUAAAGCGAGCAGGUACAUGCUGCUAAUUUAGACUCUUAAAGCUGUGUUUGCUAAAUAAUGAAUGAACUGGUGAGGGCGGCCGGAGCGCAGAAACGCGUCCCACUGGGAUGUGGUUAGCGUUCCUAACACCAUGCGGCAGAGCUGGACAGAAACAGAAAAUAAGUAACUGCACUCAGUGGAGCGUGAUCAGAGUGUAACCUCACCUCACACGUUUCACACGGAACCGUUUUCUGAUUAUCUACGUCCGGACCUUCAAUUAAUCUCCCUGACCCGAUAAGUAGCCUUGCUGCUGUCAGCACACACACACACACACACACACACACACACACACACACACACACACACACACACACACACACACACGUCACCGUGGCAUGAUGUUGUUGACUGAUGCGAGUAAGGAGCGAUGACUCAAGCGCCCCUAUUUUCCUGUUUCUAUGCACUUUACAGACACCCUGAGGUACUCCCUUCAGCUCUCACAGUGAACCAUGAGUCCCAGUUGGUUUUUGAUUAAUCAAAUCCUUUCAGUAAUUCCAAGCUUAAAGUUUGAACUUCUGUUAUUAGCCAAUGUGUCGUGUUAGCCGUGUAGAUUUU